AUGUACACCCCAACUAUGCCACACAGCCCCGUCGCCUCACCCCCCCCCCUGCCCCCCGCUGCAUGCGCCUGGAGGCGGCUCUCUCCUGCUGCUGAGGCGGGAGCUGCUGCUGCUCCCAGCAGCCUGCUGGAGGGGUGGCUGCAGCAGCAGCAGCAGCAGCAGCAGCAGCAGCAGCAGCGGCAGCAGCAGCAGCAAACCAACGCCGCUGCAACAAGACCUCAGCAAGCACAGCAUACAAACAAACACCACAAACACAACCCCCUCCUUCUACAUGCUGCAGCAGCAGCACACGACGCACCAAUAAGCCUAAACCCGCUUCUUUCCUCUGCAGCAACACCAGCAGCCGCAGCAGCAGCAGCAGCAGCAGCAAACGACGCCGCAGGCUUAUCGUCGACAGACCCUCAGCAAGACAGCACUCCAGCAGCAGCAGCAGCAGCAGCAGCAGCUCCUGCUGCUGCUGCUGCUGCUGCAGGGCUUGAUGUUGGGAGGAAGUUGCAGCUGUUUGUUGCUGCAGUGCGCCUGCGCAAGAAACGCCAAGAAUAUGAUAGAAAACGCAGACAAAGUCUCCUCGCACUCUUACAGCAGCAGCAGCAGCAGCAGCAACAGCAGCAGCAGCAGCAGCAGCAGCAGGAGCAGGAACAGCAGCAAGAGGGAGCAGGUGGUGCUUCACCUGGGGGCGCUGAGGGGCCCCUGGUUGGGCCUCAGGGGAGCGAUGCCCCGCAGCAGCAGCAGCAGCAGCAGCAGCAGCAGAGACGCACCUCAACAGGCGCACCAGCUCGCCGCAAAUCAUACCGGUGGAAAUGGGGUAAGGCUAAAACAGCAGCAGCAGCAGCAGCAGCAGCAGCAGCAGCAGCAGCAGCAGCAGCAGCAGCAACAGCAGCACAGCAGCAGCAGCAGCAACAGCAGCAGCAACAGCAGCAGCAGCAGCAGGAGCAGGAACUGCAGCAAGAGGAAGCAGGUGGUGCUUCACCUGGAGGCGCUGAGGGGCCCCUUGUUGGGCCUCAGGGGAGCGAUCCCCCGCAGCAGCAGCAGCAGCAGCAGCAGCAGCAGCAGAGACGCACCUCAACAGGCGCAUCGGCUCGCCGCAAAUCAUACCGGUGGAAAUGGGGUAAGGCUAAAACAGCAGCAGCAGCAACAGCAGCAGCAGCAGCAGCAACAGCAGCAGCAGACGGAGGACCCCUUUCUUGCUGCAGCAUUGGGGGGCCCCCUUCCCUCUCAGCAGCAAACACCUGCUGCAGCGAGGGGGGCCCCCCAAACCCCGAAGAAGCAGAGAUGGACAGCAGCACGGGGGGCCCCCCCUCAUUAGCUAGCUGGAGGCUGCAGCAGCUGCUGCAUGCAGAAGAGGAAACAGCAGUGGGUACGAUCCACUAUAUGGCUCCAGAGGUCGCGCUGGGGGGCCCCCUAAUACACCCCAAAACCACCAACCAACAGGGGCCCCCAGGGGGCCCCCAAUCCCCCAUCAAACCAGGCAAACACGGGGGCCCCCAGAGGGGCCCCCAAGGGGGCCCCCAGCAAUCACAGGGAAAGAACCAGGAGGAACCUCAAGCAGAGCCCCAAAAGGGGGCCCCAGAGGGGCCCCCAGCGGGGCCCCCAGCGGGGCCCCUCUGGGGGCCCCCAGAGGGGCCCCCAGAGGGGCCCCCGGAAGAGCGCCAAGAGGGGCCCCGAGAGGGGCCCCUAGAGGGGCCCCCACAAGAGGGGCCCCCUCAAGAGUGGCCCCUAGAGGGCCCCCCAGGGGGGCCCUCAUGGGGGCCCCUAGGGGGCCCCGCAGGGGGCCCCCUAGGGGGGCCCCCAGGGGGGCCCCCCGAUGAGGAUUUGUUGGAGAUGUGUAGGAAAGGGGAUUGGUGGAGUGUGGGGGCUGUGCUGUAUGAAUGUUUGUUUGGGUUUCCUCCCCUGGGGCGUUUCUGUUUGGGGGGCACCAGGGGCCCCCCAGGUGAUAGAGAGAAAGAGAGAGAGAAAUGGAGAGCAGCAGCAGAUGCAGCAGCAGCAAUAGAUGCAGAUGCAGCAGCAGCAGCAACAGGGGAAGGAACAACAGAAACAGCUGCAGCAGCAGCAGCAGCAGCAGCAUCAGCAGCAGAUGAAGCCCCAGCAUCAGCAGCAGCAACAGCAGCAGCAGAUGAAACAUCAGCAACAGCAGCAGCAGCAGCAGAUGAAACCCCAGCAUCAACAGCAGCAGCAGCAGCAGCAGAUGAAACAUCAGCAACAGCAGCAGCAGCAGCAACAGGAGCAGCAGCAGCAGCAGCAGCAGCAGAUGAAACCCCAGCAUCAACAGCAGCAACAGCAGCAGCAGAUGAAACAUCAGCAACAGCAGCAGCAGCAGCAGCAGCAGCAGCAGCAAGUGCUGCAUGCGUGGAGGUGGUGAACAACCCCGAGUUGGUGGUUUGCAUGCUCAGAAAUUUCGCAGAUUUCAUCGCUCUGCCUCCUGCCCCUUUUGUUGCUGUCUCCACCCAGCAGCAGCAGCAGCAGCAGCAGCAGCAGCAGCAGCAGCAGCAGCAGCAGCAGCAGCAGCAGACAGUGUCGUUGGAUGCUAUUGACUUGCUGCGUAAUUUGUUGUGUGCUGCUGAGCGUCGUUUUGGUUAUAAAGAAAUACAGAAACACCCCUGGACCUGUACAUACACCGCAAACGAGACACCGCUGCUGUCUCCUCCCUUCAGCAGCAGCAGCAGCAGCAGCAGCAGCAGCAGCAGCAGCGGCAGCAGCAGCAGCAGCGGCGGCAGCAGCAGGAGAGACGAAGCAGGGUGGAGAGAAGAUGCAGAGUGGAGCACAGAGAUAAAGGACAUUGCAGCAGUUGCUCCAGUCGCUUUCCCUCCUGCUGCUGCUGCUGCUGCUGCUGCUGCUGUUCCUGCUGCACCUGCUGCUGCUGCUGCUGCAGCAGCAGCAGCAGCAGCAGCAGAGACAGCCUGGAGAACAGAUUUCCGUUUCGUUGGUUUUGAGUUUAAUGCGGAACAACGCGAAGCUGCUGCUGCGCUGCAGCAGCUGAAAGCAACGCUGAAGCAGCAGCUGCAGCUGCAGCAGCAGCAGCAGCAGCAGCAGCAAGAGCAGCAGCAACAACAGUAG
Molecule: messenger RNA, 3054 nt
Organism: Eimeria mitis
Lineage: Eukaryota; Apicomplexa; Conoidasida; Eucoccidiorida; Eimeriidae
Product: SRS47A, putative
Exons: 5
Coding region: 1-3054 (1017 amino acids)
Source: RefSeq, a predicted model, not a curated record